CUAAAGAGUUUCCUUUACUCUGCUUCUCGAUAGUUUUAAGAAAAAGUUCCAGAACUCUGUAUCCCACAGUUUAAAACAAACUCCGGUGUCAAGGAAGGAAGUUCUCGUAUCCUCAGUAGAGAGAAGAGGGCAUCUUAGACCUGAGUCUGUGAGGCAGAGAAAAAAAUCGGGGCUCCUGCGCGCUUCAAAUGGUUGCAACAUGAAAUCUCUCCCUCUUUCCUCUCUCCUUUCUUUAAACUUUCCUAUCAUGGCUCAUCGUUGCUUAGUCAGCUCCAAGGCUCUUCGCUUCCAGCGUUUAUGUGGGGCUGCAACUGCUUGAAUAGCCUUCACUUUCCUCUGCCGAGGCACGCUGUGUACUUUCACAUUCUUUUCUCUGACUGAUUGGCCCUUUCCGAUCAUGUGAGGGAAGCUGGAAUCCUGAAUUGUAGCUUUUGGCACUCCUCCUUUCUUUCUCUCUUUCUCUCUCUUUUUAAAAAACGCUUGUGCUUUCCAACUUCUUGCCUCUCUUCUCUCAGUGCUCCGGUUUAGAUCUGGGAUUUAAGAGUUGCUGUUUUUCCUUUUGAAAAACGUGAAGGCAGAGAUGUUGAGGCAGGUGCCCAGCACUUCAGGCUGCUACUGUGUGAAUGCCGUGUCAACAGAAGGCCAAGAGAUGUGCUUGCGUUUUGAUCAGGCUGCAAGACGCUCUUCUCCGUACAGGAUAAGUAGGAUCCUAGCGCGCCAUCAGCUCCUGACUAAAAUUCAACAAGAAAUUGAGGCGAAGGAGGCCUGUGACUGGUUGCGAGCUGCUGGAUUCCCACAGUAUGCACAACUGUACGAAGAUUCCCAGUUUCCUAUUGACAUUGCUGCUGUAAAGAAAGACCAUGAUUUUCUUGACAAGGAUCUUGUAGAACCUCUUUGUAGACGUCUGAACACACUGAACAAGUGCGCCUCAAUGAAACUCGAUGUGAACUUCCAAAGGAAGAAGAGUGAAGACUCUGAUGAAGAAGACCUUUGUGCCAUCAGUAACAAAUGGACUUUCCAAAGGACGAGCCGCAGAUGGUCUCGGGUGGACGACAUUGACACCUUACUUCAUCAGUCAGACAAGCAUGGGUCCUUGGGGGACAUUAAAAUGAAAAUCACCACCAGCAGUGAAAGUGUGCUUACUGACCUGAGCGAGCCUGACGUCUCAUCUAUUCACAGCGAGAGUAGUGGGGGAAGCGACCAUCGGAGUCAUUCUGGAGCCAGCAACCUUCUCAGGGAGACAUUUGACUGUUCAGGACAAUAUUGUGUAGAAAACGCUCUUUUGCAUGACUCCACCUCAGUUGGCACCAGCCCUUACCGUCCUCCAGAAGACUCUCAUCACCUCAGCAAUGAGAAGCCAACACGGACCAGAGCUAAAACCUUUCUGAAGCGUAUGGAGACACUCAAAGCCAAAGGGGCACAUGGAAAAUUGAAAGGCUCCACAAGGACUAGUAACUUAGUGAUAGGCAGACCUGUUCUUCAGCAUGAGCCAAAAGCCCUAAAGGAUAUGCAAUGCGUCCAAAUUGGGAAUGGAAACCUCCAGAACGUAACAUCUCAAAACGCAGCCAAGCAAGCGUUUCCCUUCUCUGCUAAAUCCAGCAGUGAGAGUAGCCAGUCAGAGAUUAGCAGUAGUGGCAUAAGCACUCCCUCCUUAAAGGAACGGAAAUACCAUGAAUCAAAUAAACGAGGCGGCAUGUACCUGGAGGACCUGGAUGUUCUUGCAGGAGCAGCACUGAGGCAAGUGAUAGAUCAGAAUCGUAGAAAUGAAUUUCAUUCCCAGGAGAACCUAGUUGUCCAUAUUCCGAAGGACCACAAACCUGGAACGUUUCCCAAGGCACUUUCCAUAGAAAGCCUCUCCCCUACAGAUAGCAGCAACCGUGUGAACUGGAGGACAGGCAGCAUUUCUCUAAGCAAUCAGAAGUGCUCGACACCCAAAGAGUCCAAUCCCCUUGCUAUCUGUCCAAAGGAGAGCCGAGUUAGCAUUUAUGACAACGUUCCAGGUUCUCACUUAUAUGCCAGUACUGGAGACCUUCUAGAUUUGGAAAGGGAAAACCUCUUUCCUCAUCUGGAUGACAUUUUGCAGCAGGUCAAUGGGCUUCAAGAAUCCGUAGACGACUGGUCCAAAAACAUAUUGCCAGAGCUGAAGAACAACGAUCUAUCCAUUGGUGAAUGUGGAUCUUUAUCAUUCCGGUCACCAGUCAAGAUUGCAUUAGACUUUGAACAGAACUCUGUAUCGGAUGGCCGGACGACCCCUAGUGAUAUGGACAGAGAUGGGACAUCUCUCAAUGAAUCAGAAGCUACUGGUGUUAGGGACAGAAGAGAUUCUGGUGUUGGAGCAUCUCUUACAAGGCCAAACAGGCGAUUACGUUGGCACAGUUUUCAGAUCUCUCACCAACUGUGCCAUGCUAUAGGAUCACUGCAGAUCAGCAGUCAGUCAGCUGCUCAGUUAAAUCUGCUGCAAAAAUUUUCCCUGCUUCGUCUUACUGCCAUCAUGGAAAAAUACUCCAUGUCAAACAAGCAUGGCUGGACUUGGUCUGUACCAAAGUUCAUGAAGAGGAUGAAAGUUCCAGACUACAAGGAUAAAAACAUAUUUGGUGUGCCUUUAAUAGUUCAUGUGCAAAGAACAGGGCAGCCCCUUCCACAGAGCAUACAACAAGCGCUGCGCUAUUUACGCAACAAUUGCCUGGAUCAGGUGGGUCUUUUCCGGAAGUCAGGUGUGAAAUCCCGAAUACAGGCCUUACGCCACAUGAACGAAAGCUCUCCUGAAAAUGUCAACUAUGAAGACCAGUCAGCGUAUGAUGUGGCAGAUAUGGUAAAGCAGUUUUUCAGGGACCUGCCUGAGCCUCUGCUCACUAGCAAAUUAGGAGAAACGUUCCUCCACAUAUAUCAGUAUGUUCCAAAAGAACAACGGCUUCAGGCGGUCCAGGCUGCCAUCAUGUUGAUGUCAGAUGAAAACAGGGAGGUUUUGCAGACUCUGCUUUGUUUCCUCAAUGACGUCACUUCCGUGGAAGAGAACCAGAUGACACCCAUGAACAUAGCCGUGUGCCUGGCCCCUUCGCUUUUCCACCUCAAUCUGGUCAAGAAAGAAAGCUCGCCACGAGUAAUACAGAAGAAAUACGCAACAGGGAAGCCUGAUCAGAAAGAUCUCAGUGAAAACCUGGCAGCAACUCAGGGACUUGCACACAUGAUAGCAGAAUGCGCUAAACUUUUUGAGAUCCCACAUGACAUGGUAACACAGUCUCGGAAUUCGUAUGUUGAGGCCGAAGUGCAUGCUCCAACUCUGGUGGAACUGGGCAAGCAAAUGGACGAAGAAGGUGGGAAUUACCGGACCUACCUAGAAAGUCUAAUACAGAGCCUCUGCAAAGAAGCGAAAGAAAAAUUCAAAGGAUGGGUCACUUGUUCCAGCGCAGAAAAUACGGACCUGUGCUACAAAAAGGUAGGAGAUGGAAACCCAUUGAGGAUUUGGAAGGCAUCCGUGGAAGUUGAGGCUCCUCCCUCUGUUGUAUUGAACCGAGUUCUAAGAGAACGCCAUCUCUGGGAUGAGGAUUUCUUGCAGUGGAAAGUCAUUGAAACGUUGGACAAGCAGACGGAGGUCUACCAAUAUGUUCUGAACAGUAUGGCUCCCCAUCCUGCUAGAGACUUCUUAGUUCUCAGGACGUGGCGAACCGAUUUGCCUAAGGGGAUGUGCAUAUUGGUGGCUGUAUCCGUGGAACAUGAAGAAGCCCCUCUGAUGGGAGGAGUGCGAGCAGUUGUUAUGGAUUCCCAGUACUUAAUAGAGCCCUGUGGCUCUGGGAAAUCUCGCCUGACACACAUUUGCAGGGUGGACCUGAAAGGUCAUUCAUUAGAGUGGUACAACAAAGGCUUUGGACAUCUGUGUGCAGCUGAAGUUGCCAAUAUCAGGAAUUCAUUUCAACCGCUGAUUGCUGAGGGACCAGAAACAAAAAUAUGAGUGCUGGAUACCGAGAUAUAUGGAGUUCCAUGGACAAACUAGAGCCACUGGGUGGUUUUAACCUACAUUUGUGCAAUAGCCAAGCAAGGAUUGAUUGGGCAGCUCUGCCAUGGUCUGGUAAUGUCACUCACUUACCCUCCCAGCCCCAUCCUGUAUUCGUUGAUCUCCUUCACUGAAGUUGUCCAAGAACUUUUUCAGGCUACACAAAUUGACUGUGGUCAUUGCUUUUCCAUUGCGUAAUUCUAAUAUUUAAAAGCUUCUGAGAAGCUUAUUUUAAAGUGUAAAUAAGAGAUGUAAAUACUGUAUAGACUUUGCUAUGUAUCAUAUCUGCCUAUAUAUAUAUACAUACAUAUAUAUACACACACACACACAACACACACACAUAUAUGUAAAUAUAAUAAGUUUUGUAUAUAAGAGAGAACUUUCUAGAAGAAACUUCCUGCAUCUGUUUGGAAUGAUUUCCAUUCUGUUAGAUCUCAGCAUCUCCCAGUUUCUGUAAACAGCAUUUGCUAUUACUGUUAAAACCAUGACAUCAUCCGCGCGGUGACUAUCAGCCAAGUGGAGUACUUAAGCUGAUCCUAUGUUUGCAAAGCUUAUAUAAAGAGGUGCGUAGAGAUGGGCAUACAGGGUUGAGAAGGGGCUGCUAGGAGGCAAGGGAAGGGCAACGAACAGCAGAAAAGCAGUCCUGUCAGAUAGCACUGGCAGACAAUAAUCUACAAUUGCCUGCAGAAAGCAGCAGCUGAGAAUAUAUGAUAGGUAUCUUUGAAAAAGGAAUAGAGAAGUUACAGGAUCAGCUCACUGUUUUCAGUUUUCAGAAUAUUUGCUAAGACUGUUGGGCUAAUCCUUAGACACCAUGGUAACAAGGAAAUGCUUAGAACAGCUGGUGAAGCAACUGUUGAGCCCAUGAGACAUCUUACUUACCACAUCCAGUAACUGUUGCUUAAACUCACAUUGCAAGGAUGGGCCUUCAAAUCAGUCACUCCAGAACAGUCCUCUUCACAUCUGUAGGGAUAUUCUAUAGCAAACAGUACUUAAUCUAAGGCUUUGUGAUUUGAGAUCCUAUCCAAAGAUUUGCUGUCCCGGGACAUAAAGAUUUGGGUCCCGAUUCAGAGAAAGUUGCUCAUGGUUAAAUUUCAUUGAAAUCAAAUGGAACUUGAGUGGGUCAUGACUAGCAAUAGCCCUGAAGUGAGCCAUGCAGAUAACUUUCUGUGUUGUGGGGUUUUCCUAUAAAUAAGCAAUAAACAAAGUUUACAGUUCCCUGAUUCAGCAGCUCAUAAUGGUCUUUGAAAAAUCAUUGUGGCCCCAUAGUUUUUUUCUGCAGCUUUUCAGAUUAUAAUCCAAGCCGCACAAGAACUUCAAACUCACUUCCUCCAACUCCCUCGCCUGGCUGCAACUGUUCCAGUGUCAGCAGGCGCAGAGGCUCUUAAUUCACUCUCUGGCACCUGAGAUGCUGCUAUGCUAGCAUUCCAAGAGCCAGGAAAGAAAAGAGAAGGAAGCAACAGCCAACACAGCCAGGCAAAGAGAGAAAUGAGACCUUUUACAGCCAGGCAACUAGGUAAGGAAGUUCAGUGCAGUGAGGGGUAAAGGAUUUCUACUGCAUUGAGCUCCCGUUGCUGGGGUAUGUGAUGGGACACAGAACAUUUCCCAGCAUUUUAGCAAAUUAACACAGUUGGCCAAGCCCAUACAAAUCAAGCUCAUAUUUGGGAAACCCAGGCAGGUGGGCAGGGUAUAAAUAAUAAAUUAUUAUAUUAUUGGGCUAACCCAUGUCCAUUACUUGUCUAAGUUUCCCCAUUGAUUUUAAUGAGGCAUAACAGUGAUUAACUUUCUCUGAUAUGGAGCUUUAGCUUGGGAUACAGCAACAGCCAUGCCAGCACAUCGCUAACCAUUAUAUUCUACUAGUAUUGCACUCAUGUUGCAUGCCUAUAAUGAAGUACAAAUUGGACUACUGGUGUGAAGAAAACAAUACCCAGCAACAGAGCAAUUUUGCCAGAUAAACAUUGUUUCCAACAACAUUAGGAUCCUUAAAAAUAAAAAUAUCUAUAUAGCUGC
Podarcis muralis (Common wall lizard) is the source of this 5998-nucleotide messenger RNA. It is a transcript of the gene STARD13, whose product is annotated as StAR related lipid transfer domain containing 13. Gene Ontology annotation, biological process: signal transduction; regulation of Rho protein signal transduction; actin cytoskeleton organization. Gene Ontology annotation, molecular function: GTPase activator activity; lipid binding; protein binding. Lineage: Eukaryota; Metazoa; Chordata; Lepidosauria; Squamata; Lacertidae. The record is from RefSeq and is a predicted model, not a curated record.